Fundulus heteroclitus (mummichog) is the source of this 1206-nucleotide messenger RNA. Its product is annotated as mucin-5AC-like. NCBI's taxonomy places the organism in Eukaryota, Metazoa, Chordata, Actinopteri, Cyprinodontiformes, Fundulidae. The record is from RefSeq and is a predicted model, not a curated record.
AUGGCUUCAACCCCUGCAUCUACUGCCCCAACAACAACUACAGCACCAACAACCACUACUGCAGCAACAACAACUACAACUGCUCCAACAACAACCGCAACCAUGGCUUCAACCACUACAUCUACUGUCCCCACAACAACUACAGGACCAACGACCACUACUGAAGCAACAGCAACAACAACUGCUCCACCAACAACCACAACUAUGGUUUCAACCCCUACAUCUACUGCCCCCACAACAACUGCAGCACCAACAACGACUACUGAAGCAACAACAACAACUACUGUAGCAACAACGACAACUUCACCACCAACAACAACUGCUCCACCAACAACCACAACCAUGGCUUCAACCACUACAUCUACUGCCCCCACAACAACUACAGCACCAACAACCACAACAACCACUACUGCAGCAACAACAACCACAACAACUACAGCACCAACAACUACAACUACUCCACCAACAACCACAACCAUGGCUUCAACCACUAAAUCUACUGCCCCCACAACAACUGCAGCACCAACAACGACUACUGAAGCAACAACAACAACUACUGUAGCAACAACGACAACUUCACCACCAACAACAACUGCUCCACCAACAACCACAACCAUGGCUUCAACCACUACAUCUACUGCCCCCACAACAACUACAGCAUCAACAACCACACAAAAAACCACUAAUGCAGCAACAACAACUACAACUGCUCCACCAACAACCACAACCAUGGCUUCAACCACUGCAUCUACUGCCCCAACAACAACUGCAGCACCAACAACCACUACUGAAGCAACAGCAACCACAACUGCUCCACCAACAACCACAACUAUGGUUUCAACCACUACAUCUACUGCCCCCACAACAACUGCAGCACCAACAAUGACUACUGAAGCAACAACAACUACUACUGUAGCAACAACGACAACUUCACCACCAACAACAACUGCUCCACCAACAACCACAACCAUGGCUUCAACCACUACAUCUACUGCCCCAACAACAACUGCAGCACCAACAACCACUACUGCAGCAACAACAACUACAACUGCUCCAACAACAACCACAACUAUGGCGUCAACCUCUACAUCUACUGUCCCCACAACAACUACAGCAAACGACCACUACUGAAGAAACAGCAACAACAACUGCUCCACCAACAACCACAACUAUGGUUUCAGCCACUACAUCUACUGCCCCCACAAC